Hyaena hyaena (striped hyena) is the source of this 801-nucleotide messenger RNA. It is a transcript of the gene CDX1, whose product is annotated as caudal type homeobox 1. Gene Ontology annotation, cellular component: nucleus. The transcript is spliced from 3 exons. Gene Ontology annotation, biological process: animal organ morphogenesis; cell differentiation; regulation of transcription by RNA polymerase II. Gene Ontology annotation, molecular function: DNA-binding transcription factor activity, RNA polymerase II-specific; RNA polymerase II transcription regulatory region sequence-specific DNA binding. The record is from RefSeq and is a predicted model, not a curated record. NCBI's taxonomy places the organism in Eukaryota, Metazoa, Chordata, Mammalia, Carnivora, Hyaenidae. The coding region runs from base 1 to 801 and encodes 266 amino acids.
AUGUACGUGGGCUAUGUGCUGGACAAGGAUUCUCCAGUCUACCCCGGCCCCGCCAGGCCCGCGAGCCUCGGCCUGGGCCCGCAAGCCUACGGCCCCCCGCCCGCACCCCCUGGGCCCUCCCAGUACCCCGACUUCACCGGCUACUCUCACGUGGAGCCGGCCCCCGCACCCUCUGCGGCCUGGAGCGCGCCCUUCUCUGCGCCCAAGGACGAUUGGGCCUCCGCCUAUGGCCCCGGCCCUGCGGCCCCCGCCGCCAGCCCAGCCCCGCUGGCAUUCGGGCCCCCUCCGGACUUUAGCCCGGUGCCCGCGCCCCCCGGGCCUGGCCCAAGCCUCCUGGCGCAGCCCCUCGGAGGCCCGGGCGCACCGUCCUCGCCCGGAGUGCAAAGGCGGACGCCCUACGAGUGGAUGCGGCGCAGCGUGGCGGCUGGAGGCGGCGGUGGCAGCGGUAAGACCAGGACCAAGGACAAGUACCGCGUGGUCUACACCGACCACCAGCGUCUGGAGCUGGAAAAGGAGUUCCACUACAGCCGUUACAUCACCAUCCGGCGGAAGUCGGAGCUGGCCGCCAAUCUGGGGCUCACCGAGCGGCAGGUGAAGAUCUGGUUCCAAAACCGGCGGGCAAAGGAGCGCAAAGUGAACAAGAAGAAGCAGCAGCAGCAGCAGCCCCCACCGCCCCCACAGCCAGCCCACGAAGUCGCCCCCACAGCAGCGGGGCCGCCCCUGGGGGGCCUGGGCCCCAGCUCGGCCAGCCUCCUGGCAGCCUCCUCCCCAGUGCCUGUUAAGGAGGAGUAUCUGCCGUAG